GAGUUCAUGUGAGAGUCUGAGAGAGUUUAUCAGAGAGAGGCUGGCUGCUGCAGCGGAGGACAUUUUUGUAGUUUUUAGGAGAACUAUGGUGGAGUAUGAGGAGGAGAUCGACCGUCAGAGCAGACUGCUGGAUAUCGCCUGGAAACCUCACAUCUACCUGCAGAGGACAGAUGUUCCUCAUCCACACGUGUGUAAGGAGGAGGAGGAGCAGCUCUGUGACCAGGACAGGAACUCCAGCCUGGACCAGGAGAAUUCAGAACCUCCACCCAUUAAAGAGGAAGAGGAGGAAGUCUGCAGUCACUCAGAUGUUCCUCAUCAACAAGUGUGUGAAGAGGAGGAGCUGUGUGACCAGGACAGGAACUCCAGCCUGGACCAGCUGGAUCCAGAACCUCCACCCAUUCACAAGGGAGAGGAGGUGGAGCAGCUGGUACUAAAGCAGGAGACGGACACGUUCAUGCAGACUUGUGAGGAAAGAGACCACAGUGAAGAAGAAGCCAAGGAUGAACAGCAGCUCCUUCAUCACAACUCUCAUACUGAGAAUCAAGAUCCUGAAGGAGGUGAUCUCAGAGACUCAGGACUAACAAGAGAACCAGAACUAACAAGAACAUCAGAACCAACAGGAACAUCAGACCAAAUGAGAAAACUAGAGCAAACAGGAACAUCAGGACCAACAGGAACUCCAGAACUAAGAGUAACAUCAGAACUAACGCAAAAACUAACACCAGUGAGAGAAACCGGACCUACAAGAACAUUGAAACCAACAUCCAGACUAACACUGAGACAAAUGAGAACAACCGAACUACUUAGAAAACCGAACCCAACUAGUGAACCAGAACCAACAAGAACAUCAGAACCAAUGAGAAAACCAGACCCAAAAACAUCAAAACCAACAGGAACAUCAGAACUAACAAGAACAUCAGGACCAACACGAAAACCAGAACCAAUGACAGAACCAGAACCUACAGGAAAAUCAAAACAACCAAAAACAUCAGGACCAACAAGAAGAUUGGAACAAACUAGAAAAACAGAAUUAGCCAGAAAAACAGAACCAACAACAUCUCAACCAAUGAGGGAACCAGAACUUACUAGAGAACCAGACCCAACAACAUCAAAACCAACCAGAAAAUCAGAACUUACACGAAAACGAAUAUCAAAGAGAGAAACCGGACCUAUGGGAAAAUCAAAACAAACAAGAACAUCACAACAAGCGAGAGAACUACAACCAACACCAAAACCAGAACCUACAGGAAAAUCAAAACGAACAAGAACAUCAGGACCAACAAGAAACUUGAAACAAACAAGAAAAACAGAACUAACCAGAAAAACAGAGCUAACAACAACUGAACCAAUGAGGGAACCAGAACCUACUAGAGAACCAGAGCCAACUGAUGAACCAGAACUAGCCAGAAAACCGGAACAAACAAAAUCAUCAGGACCAACGAGAGCGUCAGAACCAACACAAACAUCAGGACUAGCUCAAGAACCAAAACCAAAGCUGAAGAAAAAGGGUAAAAAAGGAAGAAAGGAGAAAUUCGAGACAGCAGAGAUGGACUGUAAUCCUCUACAAGGCCAGAUGUGUGUCAGGUGUGACACCUGUGGGGCAGGUUUUAAGGACACGUCAGAACUAGAGACACAUCAGCGAGUCCACAAAGUAUCGGAGAUUCACACGUGUGAGAGCAGUGGGAAAGCGGUCAGGUACAAGUCAAAGCUGAAGGUGCUCAAAAGAACCCACACAGGAGAGAAACCGCACUCCUGUCAAACAUGUGGGAAAGAUUUCACAUCUAGCCGUUGGCUGAUGAUCCACCUGAGCACCCACACAGGAGAGAGACCGUACUCCUGCAGCACCUGUGGGAAAAGCUUUGCUCAUAGAUUACAUUUGAUGCAGCACAGCAAAAUUCAUGCAAGUGAGAAGCUGUUUACCUGUGAAACAUGUAACAGAUCUUUCAUAUUUAAACGCGACCUGACGGUCCACAUGAGAACCCACACAGGAGAGAAACCAUACUCCUGCACCAUCUGUGGGAAAAGCUUCUCUCAAAAAUCAAACCUGAACGGCCACAGUCGAGUUCACUCAGAUAGAAAGGCGUUCAUGUGCCAAACAUGUGGGAAAAGCUUCAAAUGUAAGAAGAGACUAACACUCCACACGAUGACCCACACCGGAGAAAAACCAAACUCCUGCAACACCUGUGGGAAAAGAUUCUCCCAGGCUGGAAAUAUGAAGAGGCACAUGAUGAUUCACACAGGCGAGAAGCCGUUUUCAUGUGACACGUGUGGAAAAUCUUUCCGACGUAAAUGGGAAGUCAACUCCCACAUGAGGUCACACACAGGUGAGAGGCUGCACUGUAGCACCUGUGGGAAGGGCUUCUGCUACAGUUCAAACGUUCAUAGACACAGUCGCAGCCACAAAGAUGAGGAGAUGCUCACCUGAACAGUCUGCAGCAGGUCACUGAGACAUGGUCAGAACUAAAAGGUACAGUGUGUCAAAUGAGGAAUAUUAAAGAGAUCCAUCAAUCAGAAAGGGAGGAAACAGAACAAGACAAUUAUAAUCAAGUAAAAGUUUGACAAUCUGAAGCUGUCACCGGUCAUACAACCCUGCACCACCCACAUUCACACCCAUUCCCUUCCUUCUACUCACCCAUUCGCUCAUCAUUGGUGCCACCAUUCAAUUCUCCACCUGUAGAAUCCCCAGCCAAGUGAGCGGAGAGAGGAGCGAAGCAGAGAGCGAGUGGGGCAACAAAGCUCAAUGCAACACACGAAAGUGAGUUUUUCAUUUAAUCCUUCUUUCCGUUCGUCCAACAACUGCGUCCAUAUCCUGCAUCUUCAAUCAUUCCUCCAUUCACUCAGCUGCCAACCAACACAGAAGCCGGUCCCUCUCCCCUCACAACAGCCACCAUCAACCCAGAACCCCGACUGACUGGACUGGAGACUGACAGACUGACUAACUGACCGGUUUAAGUGCUGUUUUAAAACCUAUCAGAACAUUUUUUGGCUGGAAGGUACAUUUUCGUUCAUUACUUUGUAAAACAUGUUUUUCUUUGCGAAUUUUUUACGUCUUCCUUUGGAACUAACCCAGAAGUGGGAAUUUGCAUUGGACUUGUUUUCUUGGGGUACUGGGGAAUCAUGGGAUUUUGAGUUUAUUUUAUGAAGAACUGUUUUUGUUUUUGGUGUUGCGUGUUGAAUAUUUGCGCUGGUUUGAAAUAUAAGAGUUGAUUUUUUUGUUUGUUUGUUUGUUUUUAAAUACUUUGUUGCUGCGUUUUCUUUAUUCUGUGGGUUACUU
This is a messenger RNA of Cheilinus undulatus (humphead wrasse), 3274 nucleotides long. Its product is annotated as zinc finger protein 37-like. Lineage: Eukaryota; Metazoa; Chordata; Actinopteri; Labriformes; Labridae. The transcript has 3 exons. Gene Ontology annotation, biological process: regulation of immune system process; regulation of cytokine production; negative regulation of transcription by RNA polymerase II. The record is from RefSeq and is a predicted model, not a curated record. Bases 86 to 2425 code for a protein of 779 amino acids.